This is a messenger RNA of Thamnophis sirtalis, 1658 nucleotides long. The record is from RefSeq and is a predicted model, not a curated record. Lineage: Eukaryota; Metazoa; Chordata; Lepidosauria; Squamata; Natricidae.
AUAACUGCAUGGCUCCGAAACCACCACCCCACUCAGCACUAAAAGAAGAAUUCCCAAAAGAAGGUUAUCCGGUUGGAACUGUCCUGACAUACCAUUGCAUCCCAGGUUAUGAAUAUAUUCCUGGAAGGAACCCUUCAAUUAAAUGUCUGAACACUUCAAAAUGGUCUGAAAUUCCACCAAUGUGUCAGGGAAAAAAAUGUCCCAUUCCACACAUAGAACACAGCAACCCAAGUACUUAUCCUGACAACGCCCUCCGUCUGGGUGGCAAUAUAACUAUCUCCUGUCUACAUGGGUAUAGGCCUGUUGGUGAAGAUACACUUAAGUGUAUUCUGAAAGAUGGCAAGGUUGACUGGCAUAAACCAUUCCCACUUUGCGACCUUAUACCUUGUGAUCGUCCUAAAACAAUCGUCAAUGGACAUUUUGAUGCUGACCAUAAAGACGAAUAUUACAUUGGAUCAGUUGUAACCUACCGCUGCCAGCGUGAUUUCUCCUUGAUAGGAAAUUCAACCCUCACAUGCAUAACUACAGAAGAUGGCCGAAAUGGAAAGUGGAAUUUGCCUCUCCCUGAAUGUAAAAAAGUCAAGUGUUAUCGACCAAAUGUGGAAAAUGGGCAAUUAGUUAAUUCAUCUAAGCCUUCAUAUACCUAUAAUGAUGUUAUCAGCUUUGAAUGUAAUUCUGGCUAUUCUGCUGUGGGAAGCCUCCAUAUUAAAUGUGGGGAGAACAGCUCGUGGGUUCCUGACAUCCCCAAAUGUGUCAAAGANGUCAAGUGUUAUCGACCAAAUGUGGAAAAUGGGCAAUUAGUUAAUUCAUCUAAGCCUUCAUAUACCUAUAAUGAUGUUAUCAGCUUUGAAUGUAAUUCUGGCUAUUCUGCUGUGGGAAGCCUCCAUAUUAAAUGUGGGGAGAACAGCUUGUGGGUUCCUGGCAUCCCCAAAUGUGUCAAAGACGUCAAGUGUGAUCUACCAAAAGUGGAAAAUGGGAAAUUAGUUAAUUCAUCUAAGCCUUCAUAUGCCUAUAAUGAUAGCAUCACCUUUGAAUGUAAUUCUGGCUAUUUCGCUGUGGGAAGCCUCCAUAUUAAAUGUGGGGCUAAUAGUUUGUGGGUUCCUGAUGUCCCCAAAUGUGUCAAAGAUGUCAAGUGUGAUCUACCAAAAGUGGAAAAUGGGAAAUUAGUUAAUUCAUCUAAGCCUUCAUAUACCUAUAAUGAUGUUAUCAGCUUUGAAUGUAAUCCUGGCUAUUCUGCUGUGGGAAGCCUCCAUAUUAAAUGUGGGGAGAACAGCUCGUGGGUUCCUGACAUCCCCAAAUGUGUCAAAGAAGUCAAGUGUCAUAAACCAAACAUCCAAAAUGGGAUAAGGCGAGAUUGGUUUGAUCGUAGGAAUACAUAUGAGUAUCAGACUAUGAUAUCGUUCAAGUGCGAUUUUGGCUACACUAUGGUAGGGUCACCAAGUGUUCAAUGUGAUGCUAAUAGUGAAUGGAAUCCUCCUGUUCCGCGCUGUGUUAAGAGUGUAGUCAUGACUACUACCAAACCAACCAGAUCUUCCCCAUUUGCUCUUUCCCCUAACCCCUCAGAAGAAGGUAAGACUGAAGGAUCUGGCAAAACAAUUGGAAUUACUAUUGAAAAUCUAACGAUCAUCCUGCUUCUUCUGAUACAUACCAUGUAGUUU